AUGGCGGACGUAGCAAUCCAACCACCGCCCCCAGAUACCAUGGAAGGUAUCGAAGCUGUCCCUGAUCCCGCUGAACCGCCCAAACCCAAAUGUGAAACACUCUACAUCCAGAACCUCAACGAAAAGAUAAAGAUUGACGUGAUGAAAUCUUCGUUACGGGGUCUGUUCAAGCCGUAUGGCGUACUAGACGUGGUGGCACAUAGCAAUCUCCGGAUGCGGGGGCAGGCAUUCGUGUCGUUUGAGACACCAGAACAAGCUGAGAAGGCGAUGAAUGACGUUCGUGGGUUCCCUUUGUAUUCCAAGUCCAUGCAAAUCUCGUUUGCGCGGACACGGGCUGACGCAGUAGUGAAAAAGCUGGACGAGGAGCAUUUCGAGGAACACAAGGCGCAGAGGGCGGAGCACAAGAAAGCGACACGGUACAAUAAUCCACUCAAGCUAAAGUUCAAAGCAAAACGGAUGGCUGCUGAAAUCGACGGUGGUGCCUCACUGCCUAUAUCGAAACGUCCCAACGUCCAAAUGCCGGAUGAGUACCUACCACCCAACAAAAUUCUCUUCUUGCAAAAUCUUCCCGAAAGCGUCACGAAGGAACAACUUGUCACCUUGUUUUCGCAAUACCCCAAUCUCCACGAAGUCCGUCUUAUUCCAUCAAAGAAGGAUAUUGCGUUCGUGGAAUACCUGGACGAGGGAAGCUCUGGUACUGCAAAAGAUGCUUUACACAAUUACAAGCUCGAUGGGGAAAACAAAAUCAAGAUUACUUUUGCUCGGAAGUAGGCUACGAUAGAGUUACCUUAUUUCAUCUGCAUUAUACUUGUUGUAUCGAUAUUAUAAUAUCUUCAAUCGCUCUAAGCCAACUGUCGCAGAGUACCUCGAAAGUUUUUUUUUGGUUGCAU
Molecule: messenger RNA, 890 nt
Organism: Guyanagaster necrorhizus
Lineage: Eukaryota; Fungi; Basidiomycota; Agaricomycetes; Agaricales; Physalacriaceae
Product: RNA binding protein
Exons: 7
Coding region: 1-771 (256 amino acids)
Molecular function (GO): RNA binding
Source: RefSeq, a predicted model, not a curated record